CAUACCGCAGCAUGCCUCGCAUUUCGGGCCAAGCUUAUCAAGCUUCGCAUCUUUCAAAGCGGCUGCAUGGUGGACGGGUGUCCAACGUGCUUGCGAUUCUGCUGUGGAAAUCCCAGAGUCCCAGAGUGAUAUGGUGCCCAAGCUGCCUCAGUGUUUGCCUACCGGGACACACAUCAAGCUGGAACUGAAUGGUCAAGGCGAAUUCAUCAGAUGCACAAGACAGCCUGGAUGUCUUCAGCCCCAUGGUGGAAACUGCCAAUUGGCAACAGGCUCUUCUCCUCCUGCCUGCUCUGUCCCUGCCGUGGCGUCACUCAUUUUGUUCACGUCUGCUGUCAAGGUUGUCACGCCGAAGUCAGUGGCAGGCCGCACAGUCUUUCUUUCACGCUUUGCCAGACUUAGGCAUUGCUUUCACUCCAGGGAUAUAUUCAGCCUUUCUGAGCUCUUAUGCACAAAAAUACCUCUGGCAACAUGCAAUCCAUCUCCUCGACUUGGCAGAGUCGCGGAGAUUUGGCAAGCUAUCGGCCAAAGCAUUGGAUGCCCCUGUGUACAACACGGUCAUCACAAGCUGCGCGCGGGCUUCCAAAUGGCAGUGGUCCAUUUGUCUUUUGGACCGGCUCAGACAUCCAAAAUCACAUUGUAAAGCAAACCUGUUGAGCUUUAAUGCUUCCCUGAAUGCUUGUGAACGCCGGGGCCUUUGGGCACAGGCCCUUGUGCUCCUGGAGCACAUGCAGGAAGAUCGCCUCACACCUGAUUCAGCUUCGCUGAAUUGCACUCUGAGCGCAUGUGAAAAGAGUCAGCAGUGGCAAUUCGCCUUGGCACUUCUCCCACAGUUCACUAGGCAUCAGUGCGAGCGUACCAUAGUGACCUAUGGUGCUGUAGGAGCAGCGUGUGUUGCUGGAUCUGCCUGGGAAGCAGCCAUCGCUUCCAUGGCUGAAGCCUUCGAAGUCGGAUUUUCACUCAACGAGAUACUGCUGAAUUGCGUGGCCGAGAGCUGCAAACGCAGUUGGGCAUGGCAGCAGGGCUUAGUUCUGCUGGGCCAUGGAGGCCAUGGCGGCUGCGAUGGUGACUUCAACUCAAUCAGAUGCAGGGCAGCUCAGCAUGCCAUGGAUUUUGCACAGAGACCAUAUCUGGGAUAUUCUAGACAGCUGGUGGGUGAACUGGCGCCUAGAGCAGGGAGCUUGCGACAGACCGAAAUAACCAUGGAGAAGUUUGAAUGGACUGGCAGGCAUCCAGCCCUUAUUCUUUCCGAUGACUGGCUUCAACAAGCCAACGAUUUGGGAGGAUGCUUUGUAAGGCAUUCCUUGGAGUGUCACAAUGGUUUUGCUCAACCUGGCUCAAGGUUGCUCAAAGCAUUGUAAAAGAUUAGCAUGCAUCGGGUUUUGCGCAAUUUAGCACCAUGAAAA
Molecule: messenger RNA, 1403 nt
Organism: Cladocopium goreaui
Lineage: Eukaryota; Dinophyceae; Suessiales; Symbiodiniaceae
Source: the annotation of a GenBank genome assembly